ACUCACUGCUGUCCGACACUCGAAGCGGGAGUCGUGCAAGAACCGACGUCGCCGUCCAAGUCCGGACAUCCCUAUCUGACGUAGACGGUGCACGAGCCAUGGCGCAGCAGGGGACGCCCCGGACCGGUGUGCCGCCGCCCGCCAGCAGCAUGGCCGAGCGGCUGCUGGUGGCCGGCACCUCAGCCUGCAUCGCCGACGCUAUGACCUUCCCACUGGACACGGCCAAAGUCAGACUGCAGGUGCAAGGCGAAACCUCUGGAUUCUUGUUACGUGUCAGUUUGUUCUACGAAGAAGCUGUCAUAUCAAGCGCCGCACCACCAAAAUACCAAGGCAUGCUCGGAACGAUGAAAACUAUCGCCCUGGAGGAAGGACCAAGGGGUCUGUACAAAGGCCUGGCGCCUGGCUUGCAGCGACAGAUGUGCUUCUCAGCCAUCAAACUGGGCAUGUACGACACGUUCAAGGACUUCUACCACUCUCUCAUCGGAGGCCCCAGCCAGAACUACGUCAACAUUCCGACCCGCGUCAUGGCUGGCAUGACGACCGGCGCCCUGGCCGUCAUGGUCGCCCAGCCCACCGACGUCGUCAAGGUGCGAAUGCAAGCCCAGAGUCAGUCAAAGGGACCACCGCGGUACAAAACGUCCCUACAGGCCUACAGCACUAUUUUCAGAUCGGAAGGUCUCCGAGGGCUGUGGAAAGGGUUCAUGCCGAACGUGAUGCGGAACGCGAUCGUGAACGUGUCGGAGACGGUGUGCUACGACGUCACCAAGGACACGCUGCUCUACUACAACGUCUUGCAAAACGGCGUCCCGCUGCACUUCAGCGCUGCAGCCGCUGCCGGCCUCUGCGCGACUGUGGUGGCAUCUCCCGUCGACGUUAUUAAGACUCGGUACAUGAACGCGGCGCCAGGGGAGUACCGCGGCGCCGUGGACGCGGCAGUCAGGAUGUUCAUGCAGGAGGGGCCUGGAGCCUUCUACAAAGGGUUUGCACCAUCGUUCUGUCGCCUAGGUAGCUGGAACAUCUGCAUGUGGCUCACGUACGAACAAGUCAAAGAGAUGGUCCGCCGCAACCGGGAGUCGUAGGCAGUGCCAUCUACCGAUCUGCGCCACCACGGCGACCCGGGAGCCACCUAGCGGGCUGAUGGCCAGUCAGUAGAUGGCUCGAGCGGCCGCUGCUGUGCUGGAGAGGCGGCAGCACCGGCUGCAGUGAUGGCGCAGCGGCCGGCCCAGGACGGCGGCCUCACUAGUUGGCCCGUGGGAGGGCAUGAGCCGGGAGCAGUGCCCACCGGUGCCGUCGGGGCUGGCAGGGGGGUGACGGCCGGCCUCCCCCGCCGAGCGGCAGGCGUGUUGUACGGCAAGCAGUCUCAGACGUUCCAGACGGAUGCCUCCCCGUGUGAGGAUGUGACAUAGUGUUACACUUGGUGAUAGCUGACGCAAUACCUGCCGCUUUGGCAGGCAGCAUUGUGUGCAUUUUCUGCAUAUCAGAGCUCGUCGUUGUGACGUUAGGCUGUAUGGUAAACUGGAAGGCGAUACUGUGUUCAGAGUAUGCAUUGGCCAACUACGGAAAUCAUAUGUUACUCAAGCGCAUUGCCUUCGAGUAAUGCUGCUGACAAGUGCUUAUGUUAGAUCCUCGCUGCGCUUGGCCGCAUUCAAAUUAAGAACUGUUGUGGCCGAGUUUGAUCGCGAUGUUGAGCUAAAAUCGCACGGCCAGGGAGCACUGGAGCAGCCAUGCUGUCUGUGUUUCAGAUGGCAAUUGUCAAACCACGGCUGUCCACCGUCUUGAAAAGCUGGAGUGAUGUAUCCGUAUCAUUAAACGUGUCCAGUGCUGUAGACGGCUGCUAGUUAGAUUCUUUAUAAAUGAAUCGCGGUUAUAUGGUGGCACGUUCGUCUUGUGCCAUUGUUGAACAACUGUCUAUCACAUAGACGCUGACGAAUUUUUCGUUAUAUUUCACGGGAUGAUUGACCAGUGUACGAUGUGAAUGGACCCCGAAUAUAUUUUACUAGCCAGUG
This is a messenger RNA of Pollicipes pollicipes, 2006 nucleotides long. Its product is annotated as mitochondrial uncoupling protein 2-like. The record is from RefSeq and is a predicted model, not a curated record. NCBI's taxonomy places the organism in Eukaryota, Metazoa, Arthropoda, Thecostraca, Pollicipedomorpha, Pollicipedidae. Gene Ontology annotation, biological process: transmembrane transport.